Molecule: messenger RNA, 1025 nt
Organism: Panicum virgatum (switchgrass)
Lineage: Eukaryota; Viridiplantae; Streptophyta; Magnoliopsida; Poales; Poaceae
Exons: 2
Coding region: 214-639 (141 amino acids)
Source: RefSeq, a predicted model, not a curated record
UCCGCUAGGCGGCGAUUAGACGGCGCCCAGGCGCGAUUAGUUGCUAGGCGACGGCCAUCGCCUGGCCUAGGGUGGAAGGCGGCAGUCUGGGCGCGAGGCGGAGCUAGGCGGCGCGAGGCGGCGAUUAGGCAGAGCGGAGGCGGCGAGGAGGCGCGCGAGGCGGCGCCGAGGCGGAAGCGGUGCCGAUUCCCGCGAUUUCCCGCGCGGAAGCAGAUGGGGCGGCGCGAGCGCGCUCGAUUUCCCGCGCUGAAGCAGAUGGGGCGACCCAAAUCGAGCCGAAAGGAUAAGGGGGAGAGAAGAACCGAGAACGACGGCCGCGACUCGCCGCCUGGAAGCUCCUCGUCCCCGACGGCGCUAGCUGCAGGUCCCCUCUGCCUUCCCCCCUGCCUUCUCCCCUACCUGCUCCUCCCGUGCCGGCUCUGCUCCUCCGCGCCUGAACCCGCCGGCUCUGCUCCUCCCCGCCUGAAGGUCCACCCGCCGGCGCUGCUCUUCCUCGCCUGGGAAGUUCCACCCGCCGGCGCUGCUCCUCCAAGCCUGGGAAGCUCCGCCGGCCGCACUGCUCCAGCCUCCAAGUCUGCAAGGUCCUCACCGCCGACGGCCUCAUCCUGCUCCAAGGUGAGUCCCCUCCCCUGCUCCUAGGCUGACAGCAGUUACCACAUAAAGGGAACCGAAAAUGGCACAACAAAUCCAAACAUCCUACACAACAUGCCAUCUUGUUAUAUUGAACAAUUGAAAAACACGAAGUCAUAUAUAUCAGGUUAAUUAGAUAACGUACCUUUGUGACUGCAAAACUUUGAUGUAGUAGUAUUUAGUAUAUCAGGUUAAUUGAAAACUGCUGUCUAUUGACUAUUUAGUAUUUACAAGAUGUCAAAAUGUGAUGCAGGAGGAAGAAACAUGCAAAAUUAAGCCACCAAGUUAUCAGGUAUGUCUACUGACCCUAUCUUUUAUUUACUGUAGCCUAUAUAUAUUCAGCAUUUUUUGCUAUAUAUACAUAAUAUAUUAUAUAUAUAAGUUGUAUGGCAAAA